AAUGUCACCAAACAUGGGCUACUACCUGAGUUCUUUUGUUUUCUUCCUCCUUGCCUUUGUGACUUAUACUUAUGCUGCCACUAUCGAGGUCCGAAACAAUUGCCCGUACACCGUUUGGGCGGCAUCAACUCCGAUAGGCGGAGGCAGACGACUCAAUCGGGGCCAAACGUGGGUCAUCAAUGCACCGAGGGGCACUAAGAUGGCACGUAUAUGGGGCCGGACAGGUUGCAACUUCAAUGCUGCAGGCAGAGGCUCGUGUCAGACCGGCGAUUGUGGUGGAGUCUUGCAGUGCACUGGGUGGGGCAAACCACCAAACACCCUGGCCGAAUACGCCUUGGACCAAUUCAGUAACCUAGAUUUCUGGGACAUUUCUUUGGUCGAUGGAUUCAACAUUCCAAUGACUUUUGCCCCAACCAAACCUAGUGGUGGAAAAUGCCACGCGAUCCAUUGCACGGCCAAUAUAAAUGGUGAAUGCCCUCGCGCCCUUAAGGUGCCCGGAGGAUGCAACAACCCUUGUACCACGUUCGGAGGACAACAAUAUUGUUGCACCCAAGGUCCAUGUGGUCCUACAGAGUUGUCAAAAUUUUUCAAGAAAAGAUGUCCUAAUGCCUAUAGCUACCCACAAGAUGAUCCUACUAGCACAUUUACUUGUCCUGGUGGUAGUACAAACUAUAGGGUUGUCUUUUGUCCUAAUGGUGUUGCUGAUCCAAAUUUCCCCUUGGAGAUGCCUACAAGUACUGAUGAAGUUGCUAAGUAAAUUUGAGUCUUUUACUUUGUUUAAAUUGCUUCUAGUGGUCAAGUGAUCUUUGCUGUAACAAAACCCAAGGCCUGAAUAAGAGUCACAUCACACAUUCAUUA
Messenger RNA from Capsicum annuum, 858 nucleotides. RefSeq names its product osmotin-like protein OSML81. Gene Ontology annotation, cellular component: extracellular region. The record is from RefSeq and is marked provisional. NCBI's taxonomy places the organism in Eukaryota, Viridiplantae, Streptophyta, Magnoliopsida, Solanales, Solanaceae. Gene Ontology annotation, biological process: defense response.